AUGUUUUCGGCAGGCCGCGCGACGCAGCCGACAGCGCCGACAGAGGCCAAGGCGAUAGCAUGGCUGAAUGUGGGCAAGAGCUACAAGGCCGGCGACGAUGAUGAGGAUGCGAACGAAGGGUUUACACCUGUGGCUCCAUCGCGGCCGCCCGCCGGUCCAGUCGCGCUGCCCACGCCUGCGCGUCGUACCGAGGAGCCGCGGGCUCUCGCGCCGAAGCGGCCUAUCGUUCCUUCUAAGGUCGACAAGCUCUACGAGAUUGACCAUGGAAAGGACAAGGACAACCUCUUUUACGGCACGCUCAACGCGGCCGACGUGCCCCGGUACCACCUCUUCAAGCGCAAGCGCGACUUGGACGACGACGCGUCACUGCGCUACUUUGACGCCAAGCACACGCUCUCAGCGCUGUCCCUGCACCUCCCACGCGUGCGUUGCGAACGAGCCAACGCCGAUGACGGCGUUGCGCCGCCCUUCCUUGCGCUCGAGCCGUAUACGCCGAUUCGCGACGAAGACGCAGAGCUCGAGAGCCAGCGGCGCGAGGCGCGGGUGGUGGCGCAGAACAAGCACUUCAACGCCGCACUGCGCCAGGACCCGUCCAACGUCGGCCUCUGGCUCGCCUACAUGCACGUGCAAGCCGACGCGCUGGACGACAUGAAAUCCAAGACCAAGCAGCGCGCGCUCCUUCUCGAGAAGCAAGUCGCGAUCUGGUCGCGCGCGAUGCAAGCCAACCCCACUUCCGACGAGCUCUUGCAGCUGCAAUGGUUUCUCUGCAUGCAGCGCUCGGACGAAGCCGACAUCAUCGCCGAGCUCGAGCGCAGCGUGUUGGCGCACCCCGAGCACGCGGACGCAUGGCUGCACUUGCUCCAGCGCAAGCAGAUGCAGUUCAGCGCCUUCUCGGUCGCGGCGCUACGGGACCUCUUUGCCCGCAUGAUCCAGUCGGUUCAAAUGUGCUCGGUGGCGUCCGACGUGCGCGACGCGACGCUUGUCCAUUUUGCGACGCUUCUCUGCCGCAUGGAGGCCCAGAGCGGGUACGUAGAGCGCAGCAUGGGGCUGCUCCAAGCACUCCUCGAGCUCAACGUCAACUAUCCGUCGCCACAUGCAACGACCGAGUUUGCAGCGCACUGGGAGCAACAUGGUGGCUCUAGGUGGGGCGAGCGCGGGCUCGAUACCGGCAACGUGCCACCUCUCUCAACGGCGCUGCCGUCCAUGGAGACGUUUCUCGCAAGCGUCCAAGAGCGCAGCGAACGGUCGCUGGAAGCGUCGCAGCCGCCUCUGCACUUGCGCAAGCUGCCGCACCAUCUGCCCGAGAGUGCAGAGGAUCGCGGCUUCGAUGCCCUCUAUGACGAGAGAUCUUCGUCCAAGCGAGAGGAGAACGACGACGGCGAUCAAGACGAAGGCUAUGUGUGGAGCAACAUCCAUGGUCACCGCGUGCGCAUCAAGGACGCCGAAGACGCCGCCGAGUACGAGCGUAUCUUGCGCGAGCUUCGGUCCGACCAGCCACUGGUCGACGACAUCCUUCCGUCCAAUAAGAACAAGAAGAAGGCAGCCAACACCCACGUGGACGAACGCCUUGCGUACGAUCGGCUGCGCGACGACAACGAGCACGCGAUGUUGCUGCUCGAAGAGGACUUGCUCGCGGCGACGCAGUGGCGCCCGCUGCGCCCGAACGACCCCGCGGACGCACCACUGAUCGACGCGCAGCCCGACCGUGUGUUGCUCUUGGACGAGAUCCAGCCCUUUUUCUUCACCGUGCAGCCGACGAUGCACGUGCAGCUCUUUCUCGCACUCCUCGCACAAGUCGGCGUACGCCCGAGAUUUAGCGCGCCCGAAUACAUGUACUCGGACGCGCUGGAUGCAGAUACGACUGCACUCGAAACUCUCUGCGCUGCCUUCUUCCAAAGCGACGCACCGCCGCCGAUCAAUGCGCGCGAUAUGCUCGACACAAUCCUCCACGACCGCAUCGUCGUGGCGCGCGACACGCUCUUGGAUCCGUCCAAGCUCGAGUACGCGCGGCGGCUUCUUCUCCGCGGCUACGCGCAGCUACAGCGCAUCGACUGCCUCGUCAUGGCCCUCGACCUCGAGACGCAUGUUGGACGACAUCUUGGCGAGUAUGAGCCCGCGCGCACCUUUGCCAAACACGUGCUGUCGCGCGAAACCUCGUCGUUCAGGCUUUACGAGCGCUAUGCGUACAUGGAGUGGCGCUUCGGCAACGACAAGAUGACGACGCGCAUCUGCGAAAAGACAGCGGCGUCCGCGGCCACGACGCUCGAGAUCCACCGCUUUGCGUACUGGCGCCUUCGCCUCGCGCUCAACCAAACGGACGACGGUAGCUGCUUCUGGCAGUGUAUCUACCUUCUCUACGCCGCGUACGACCCGACGGCCGAGUCGCUCUCGAAAGCCUGUAAACGGCUUAAGAAGCAAAAGACGCCUUUAAGCGCGCUGCUGACACCGACGAUGCAGGCUCGUUUGCGCCAAAGCACACAGCGAGACGUUCAAGCUGCCUUGGAUGUGCUUGGCACCGAGACGCAGGCGACCGCCAGUAGUGUGCCCAUUGCGGCAUUGUGUCUCUACCACGCACUGCUGGUGGAGUUUGUUCUUGGCGGGUGUGCGCGCGAGCUCCUCCUCACGCGUCUUCGCACAUCGCUCGACGCUCUUGAAACAGCAUCACGACCGGGUCAAAAAAGAGAUGAUGAACCGACGGCCGUCGGUGUCACGCGCCAGUGGUUUCUUGCAGCGGGCUUGGACUUGCUUCUCCGCGCCGGCGCCUCGCCCAAGCUGUGGCGCCUGGGCACCCACUUGGCCGUCUCGGCGGUGCCAUCGCAGUCGGUGUUUAUCUCGCUCUUUGUGGACGCAGAGAAGAAAAACACGAUGGGCCAACAAGUGCGGCGGUUCGUCCAAGGCGCGGUGCAGGCCGCGCAAAAGCAUUUUGACGCGCCCUCGCCCCAGCUCUGGCUGCUCGCGCUGCUCGCAGAGCUGUACCGUGCGGGGCCGAGCGACGCGGCGUGCUGUGCGCGCCACGCGUGGGGCGCCGUCGCCAUCCAGCGCAUUCGCCAGGUGUGCGGUGCUUUGGCGGCUCUACCUCCGCUUUGA
Saprolegnia parasitica CBS 223.65 is the source of this 3087-nucleotide messenger RNA. RefSeq lists its product as hypothetical. Gene Ontology annotation, molecular function: protein binding. Lineage: Eukaryota; Oomycota; Saprolegniomycetes; Saprolegniales; Saprolegniaceae. The coding region runs from base 1 to 3087 and encodes 1028 amino acids. The transcript is spliced from 10 exons. Gene Ontology annotation, biological process: negative regulation of RNA catabolic process; regulatory ncRNA-mediated post-transcriptional gene silencing. Gene Ontology annotation, cellular component: catalytic step 2 spliceosome. The record is from RefSeq and is a predicted model, not a curated record.